Aspergillus pseudoviridinutans is the source of this 1998-nucleotide messenger RNA. RefSeq lists its product as uncharacterized. Gene Ontology annotation, molecular function: ammonia-lyase activity. Lineage: Eukaryota; Fungi; Ascomycota; Eurotiomycetes; Eurotiales; Aspergillaceae. The transcript is spliced from 4 exons. Gene Ontology annotation, biological process: L-phenylalanine catabolic process. Gene Ontology annotation, cellular component: cytoplasm. The coding region runs from base 1 to 1998 and encodes 665 amino acids. The record is from RefSeq and is a predicted model, not a curated record.
AUGGCCAGCCAUCUACGCCAAGUUAAGCAGCAUUUGAAGAUAUUCCUCUCGACCUUGGAAAACGAAGAUGAAGUCAAAAUCGACGGACAGAGUCUAAGUAUUGCCCAACUGGUUUCAGUCGCCAGGUACUCCUCCAGAGUUUCCAUUGAUCAAACCGACGCCCUAUCGAACCGUAUGCAGGCCAGCGCUGAUACUCUUCGGUCUUACAUAGAUAGAGGGGACAAAAUAUAUGGCGUAAAUACUGGCGUCGGCGGAACCUCCUACACUAGGACGAACGAGCUUUCGACGCUCCAAUACUCCAUUCUUCAGCACCAUCAGUGCGGGAUUUUGCUGGAACCCUCCCAAAAUGUCAUUCCGGGGAGAUACUCUGCCGUAGGUCAAUACAAUCUUCCAGAAGAGACCGUUCGGGGUAUGGCCGUCGUGCGCUGCAAUUCCCUUCUUCGAGGGCAUUCCGGCGUCAGGAUGUACAUCGCCAACUUUCUGAUGGAGGCACUCGCACACGGCAUUUUGCCAUUGGUACCCCAACGUGGGAGCAUCUCUGCGUCUGGAGAUCUAACCCCACUCGCUUACCUGGGCGGUUUAAUCGAGGGUAACCCUGAUAUCCUGGUGAAGAUGAAGGACGGGGAGGACUUUCAGGUCAUCACUGCCGAAGAAGCGCUAAGGCGUGUUAAGAUGACUCCAAUCAAGCUGCAGGGAAAAGAAGGAUUAGGGUUGAUGAAUGGUACCGCUCCCAGUAGUAGCGUCGCUGCACUGGUUGUCCAUGAUGGCCAUAUUCUGGCGGUCCUGACGCAGAUUUUGACUGCCAUGAGCACCGAGGCUCUCGAAGGAACGGUGAACAAUUAUCAUAAUUUCAUAUCGACCUGUCGCCCGCAUCCUGGCCAACGCGAGGUAGCACGCAAUAUGCGGGGAUUCCUCUGCGGCUCGAAGCUCUGUUACGGGAUGGAAGGGCUGACCGAGAGCCUGGCACAGGAUCGCUACGAUUUGCGCACCGCACCACAGUGGAUUGGGCCGCAGCUGGAGGACCUACUCGCAGCAGAGAGCCAGGUCAGCAUCGAGCUCAAUUCCACCACGGAUAAUCCCCUCAUUGAUGCACAAGAGAAUGCCUUCCAUCAUGGAGGGAAUUUCCAAGCCACAGUCAUCACGUCUGCAAUGGAGAAAACGCGGACGGCGCUGCUCAUGCUGGGAAAACUGUUGCUCGCGCAGUCGCAACAGAUGACCGACCCGGUGCUUAACAACGGGCUGCCUCCUAAUCUGUGUGUUGGGAACCCCGGUCAGUCAUUCACUGCCAAAGGCCUCGACAUCAACAUGGCCGCAUAUUGUUCGGAACUUGGCUUCUUGACGAACUCUGUGGUCAGCAAUAUCCAUUCUGCCGAGAUGCGCAACCAGUCGGUCAACUCACUGGCCCUUCUCUCCGCGCGGUACACGGCGGAAUGCGUGGACAUCCUGACCAUGAUGUGUGCAGCACAUCUAUAUAUCGUCUGUCAAGCAUUAGACUUGCGGGCCAUGCGAGAGGAGUUCUUCAAAACCGCAAAGGCAGCAUGCGAAGCGUCCUUUCAUGACCUCUUCAAUCAUAUUGGAACUUCCAACUUACAGACACAAUGUGCCCAGGUUUGCGGCGAGUGCCUGGGGCAAAUGGUGAGCAUGGACGACAUGGGAUUUUCUCGCCAGGAAUGCUGGGAACCCAUUCGACGCUGGAAGGACGUACUCCCUACUAUUCUAAAGGACUGCCAUCGUAAGACGCACGAGAACUUCAAUCAGGUUAGGGCGACCCCUCAAUACCUGAGCGAGAGGACAGGUCGGGUCUACCGCUUUGUACGCGAACAGCUGCAGGUGCCAUUUCACCAGGGCAUCCAAGACCACCCCACAAUCGGCACCAAAGAUGAUGGAGAGGGGCCAAAACGAACAAUUGGAACCUACGUCAGUCGUAUCUACGCAGCAAUUCGUAGUGAAGAUAUGGCGAGGCUGCUACUGGAUGUGAUGGAAGGUCUGGAAUUGUAA